Perognathus longimembris pacificus (Pacific pocket mouse) is the source of this 1788-nucleotide messenger RNA. RefSeq names its product protein FAM83D-like. The record is from RefSeq and is a predicted model, not a curated record. Gene Ontology annotation, biological process: regulation of TOR signaling; positive regulation of cell cycle G1/S phase transition; protein localization to mitotic spindle. NCBI's taxonomy places the organism in Eukaryota, Metazoa, Chordata, Mammalia, Rodentia, Heteromyidae. Gene Ontology annotation, cellular component: cytosol; mitotic spindle pole.
AUGGCUUUUCGGCUCGAGGUCCCGGACGAGCUGCCCGCCGCCUGCCUCCCCCUGUGCUGGCCGCCCAACCCUGCCGAGCUGUUCUGCGAGGCGCGGCGCCUGGCACUGGUGGAGCUGGUGGCGGGCGGCCCCGAGGCCUUCGAGGCGUUCCUGCGGCGCGAGCGCCUGGACCGCUUCCUGAAUCCCGACGAGGUGCAGGACGUGCUGCGCGCGACCAUGCGGCUUGGCGGGGAGGGCGCGGCGGCGGCGGCUGCCAAGGACUCAUUCGGCUCGUCGCAAGACUGCUCCUCGGGCACAUACUUUCCCGAGCAGUCGGACCUGGAGCCGCCGCUGCUGGAGCUCGGCUGGCCCUCCUUUUACCGGGGCGCAUACAGGGGCGCCACGCGCGUCGAGGCGCACUUCCAGCCCCGCGGCGCGGGCGCCGGCGGCCCCUAUGGCUGUAAAGAUGCGCUGCGCCAACAGCUGCGCUCCGCGCGAGAGGUGAUUGCCGUGGUGAUGGAUGUGUUUACAGACAUUGACAUCUUCAGAGACCUGCAGGAAAUAUGCAGUAAACAGAGAGUGGCCGUGUACAUCCUUCUGGACCAGGCUCAGCUGCCCCACUUUCUGGACAUGUGCAUGGAUCUGAAAGUACAUCCUGAGCAGGAAAAGCUGAUGACAGUGCGGACUGUUACAGUUAGCAUCUACUAUGCAAGGUCAGGAACCAAAAUUUUUGGGAAAGUUCAUGAAAAGUUCACGCUGAUUGAUGGCAUUCGAGUGGCCACAGGCUCUUACAGUUUUACAUGGACUGAUAGCAAAUUAAAUAGCAGUAACUUGGUAAUUCUGUCCGGCCAAGUGGUUGAACACUUUGAUCUGGAAUUCCGGAUCCUAUACGCCCAAUCAAAGACCAUCAGCUCCAAACUGCUAUCCAACUUCCGGUUCCACGGCCGGUUUGACCACCUGGCAGACCAGAGGCCGUUAUCCAAGGAGCUCACGCUGGACAACCUGCUGCACAUGCGCCUGGACAAACUCUCCAGCACGCCCAAGAAGACACCCCUGGGCCCCGGGGCGCCUGUGUGUGCCGGGGAGGAUGCUCGGCGCCAGGACUCGGAGGCUUCCACCAUCAGCGAGGAUGACUACCUGCACAGCCGCCAGGACGAGCUGGAAGGCAGCCAGGGGGUCCAUGUCUCCACCCAAACUGAGCCAGGAGAGGAGCUGGCCGCGGUGAGCAUGAGUGAGGCGGGGACGCAGACCAGCUCCAGCACUGCCUGUGUGGGGACCCAGACCGCGGAGGCCACCAGGGCCGUGAGCUCCCAGACUGUGCUGUGGGCCAGGGAAGCCACCACGCAGACGGACACUGAAGACAGCUGCCUCCCUUCCCACGGAUCCCAGUCCAAAGACGGGUCACUGUCAAAGAUGUCUGUGUCCAGGUCAUCCAGUUUGAAGUCAUCCUCCUCGCUGUCUUCCCAAGGUUCUGUGGCCAGCUCCAUUGGCUCCCACACUUCCCUGAGAACCACCGACCUCCACAAUCCGGGGUACCCCAAUUACCUGGGCACCCCACACCUGGAUCUAUGCCUGAGGGACUCGCUGAGAAACUUGAAUCAAGAGCAACAGCAUCACCUGACCGGCAUCAGGUCUCGGCUCAACCACAUGCUGACCAUGCUCUCCAGGAGAACGAUCUUUACUGAAAACUACCUUAGCUUUAGCUCCGGAAGUUAUACCCGAGCCACUGUGAAUUUGGUUGCCAUUAGAGAUGUCCCUCUCUUUCCUGCCCACCAAUGAGUGACUCUGGGUCCCAGUACCUGCGGUAGG